This is a messenger RNA of Prorocentrum cordatum, 1291 nucleotides long. Lineage: Eukaryota; Dinophyceae; Prorocentrales; Prorocentraceae. The record is from the annotation of a GenBank genome assembly.
GGCCGAGGCUCUCCGUCUAGCCUGGGCGAAGGCUCGCCGCUCAGCCCACCGCGGCGCAGACGAGCGAGCCCAGGCCGAGGGGCUCGCGGUGCUGCAGAGCCUGAAGGUCGGCAACGCGUCCCGCGUGUACUUCGAGAAGGAGUACCUGGACUUCCUGACCUGGGCCCGCUCGAAGGGCCUGUCGGUCCUCGGGCUGGCAUCCAUCGACUCGACCUUCUCCCAGUACCUCGAUUUCCUGUUCUGGGAGGGCCACAAUCACCACAAGGGGGACAAGGCCUUGGCGGCGCUGAAGCACUUCAACCCGGGCCUGGGCUUGACUGCGGCGGCGGCUCUGGAGAGGACCGCCGCCGGGCUGCGGGGCUUCCGCAAGCUGGCGCGGGGGUCGACGCGGGCCCCCAUGGCGAGGGGGCUGCUGUUCGCGGCCGUGGGCGUCGCCCUGCACCGAGGCUGGCGGAACUUCGCCAUCGCCCUGGCGCUCAGCUGGGACACGAUGGUUCGGCUUCCCAGCGAAAUCGUGCAGAUGACGCCCGCGACGCUGGUGGCGCCCGCGCCUCGCUCCGGCCGAGCCGUGUGGAGCCCGCUUCUCUUCCCAGAGGAGUACCAUCAGGUCAGCAAGAUCUUGGGCUGCGACGAGGGCGUCGUGCUGUCAGACUCGAUGUCCGUGGCCCUCGGCGUGGACCUGGCCAGGCUGAAGCGAGGCCGCCCAGACGGCAAGCCGCUCUGGGUCUUCGACGCGAGGGUCUUCAACGCCAAGUCCAGGACGGUUUUCGACCAGCUGGGCCACCAGGACUGCCACCCGUGCCAGGUGCGCCACGGCGGAGCCUCGUACCGAGCCGCAGUCCUGGGCGAGAAGCUCGCGGACAUCCAGGCCAUGCUGAGGCACCAGUCGGACAGCUCGACGAAGCGGCACGCCAGGCACGUCAGGUACUUCGCGGAGGUCGGGAAGCUCAGCCCCGAGGUGGCGCAGUUCGGGCGGGACAUCGACGCCCGCCUGGGCGACCUGCUGCGGGGGCGCAGCUGGCGCGGCGGCGACGCGGGCGGUGCGGCCGAAGUCCUGACGGACGCGGCGGUGCGCCGCCACUGGCGGGCCGCGCUGCGGGCGGCCCUCUCGGGCUCCCGUAGGCACCAGGUGUACCUGGACCUGUUCAGCGGUACUGGCAAGGUUGCGAGUUGGCUCGAGCGGAAGUCCGACUACGCGGUCCUGCGGAUCGACGUGGCUGCCCACCCUGCCUGCGACCUGUCUCGGCGCGUGUGCGGGGCCAUCGUGAUCGGCUGGCUGAGAUCUCGCGUG